AAUCGUAGGAAAGAAAAUUAGUUUGACUAGUAGUAAAGAAUCUAAGGCAAAGAUUUUCCCGGUGGUUAAAUUUAAUAUCUACACCAUUUUUCCCUUCUUAGACCUACUCUACUCCCUACACUAUACACAUCAACACUCUCUCUUUCUCUCUCUCUCCCCAUUACUUAUUGAGAAACACACACACACAUACACAAAUCCUUUCCUUUUCUCUCACGCCUUCUCUCUCUCGCUCUCUAGCAUUUAAACCUCAUCUUACGUGGUCUCUUUAUAAUUUCCAACUUGGUUUCUUGUUUUUUCCCGAGAAACAAUCAAAAGACCCUAAAACAGGACACUUCUUUAGGUGCAUGUGUGUGUGAUCGUCAGAGAAAGAUAAAGACACUUUCUUCUUCCUUCUUCCCUUCCUUCUUCUUACUUAAGAUCUCUCUCUCUCUCUCUCUUAUUAAUCGACAUGGGCACUUGUAGAGAACCAGAGCCUAGUCAAAUCUUCGUCCCUGGUCCGAUCAUCGUCGGUGCUGGUCCGUCCGGUCUAGCCGUAGCGGCUUGUUUGUCAAACCGAGGCGUACCAUCGGUUAUCCUCGAGAGAACCGAUUGUUUAGCUUCUUUAUGGCAAAAAAGAACCUACGACCGUCUCAAACUCCAUCUCCCUAAGCACUUUUGCGAGCUUCCUCUUAUGCCUUUCCCUAAAAACUUCCCUAAAUAUCCCUCCAAGCAACAAUUCAUCUCCUACGUCGAGUCUUACGCCGCCCGGUUUAAUAUCAAACCGGUUUUUAACCAAACCGUCGAGAAAGCCGAGUUCGAUGACGUCUCUGGUCUAUGGAAUGUGAAGACGCAAGACGUUGUAUACACAUCCACGUGGCUGGUGGUUGCCACAGGAGAAAACGCUGAACCGGUGUUUCCGAACAUACCCGGUUUAAAGAAGUUUACUGGACCGGUUGUUCACACCAGUGCGUACAAGUCCGGUUCGGUAUUUGCAAACCGGAAGGUUUUGGUGGUUGGUUGUGGAAAUUCCGGUAUGGAGGUCAGCUUGGAUCUUUGUAGAUACAAUGCUCUGCCUCAUAUGGUCGUUAGAAACUCUGUACAUGUGUUACCAAGAGAUUUUUUUGGUCUAUCGACAUUUGGAAUAGCGAUGACACUACUAAAAUGGUUUCCUUUAAAGCUGGUGGACAAUGUUCUCCUACUUCUUGCUAAUUCUACGUUGGGUAAUACCGACCAUUUAGGCCUUCGACGACCUAAAACCGGACCAAUUGAGCUCAAGAACGUCACUGGAAAAACUCCGGUUCUUGAUGUCGGCGCCAUUUCUUUAAUCCGAGCAGGACAAAUUAGAGUGACGCAAGCGGUGAAAGAAAUAACGAGGAACGGAGCAAAGUUUCUGAAUGGGCAAGAAAUUGAAUUCGACUCCAUAAUAUUAGCGACUGGGUAUAAGAGUAAUGUACCCGACUGGCUCAAGGACAAUAAUUUUUUCAUAAAAGAAGGAAUGCCGAAAACGCCGUUUCCUAACGGUUGGAAAGGAGAGAAGGGACUAUACACGGUGGGUUUCACGAGAAGAGGACUUUCAGGAACAGCCUAUGACGCCGUUAAGAUCGCUGAGGAUAUAACAGACCAAUGGAUGAAAUUUAACGGCCCGUUGAGUAUUAGGAAUAUUUGUAGUUCCCAUAUUAUUCAUCUUCAUUUCAAUAAAUCCUAAUAAUUCGGUUACUUUUUUGUUCGUGUUCUCAAUUUUGACUUGUUUCUCUUUUUCUUUUCUUUUCUUUUCAUGAUCUCUAAUGAGUUAGUUGGUUUUAUU
This is a messenger RNA of Arabidopsis lyrata subsp. lyrata, 1783 nucleotides long. RefSeq names its product probable indole-3-pyruvate monooxygenase YUCCA4. Gene Ontology annotation, biological process: auxin biosynthetic process. Gene Ontology annotation, molecular function: flavin adenine dinucleotide binding; NADP binding; N,N-dimethylaniline monooxygenase activity. Lineage: Eukaryota; Viridiplantae; Streptophyta; Magnoliopsida; Brassicales; Brassicaceae. Bases 449 to 1684 code for a protein of 411 amino acids. The record is from RefSeq and is a predicted model, not a curated record. The transcript has 4 exons. Gene Ontology annotation, cellular component: endoplasmic reticulum membrane.